This is a messenger RNA of Suncus etruscus (white-toothed pygmy shrew), 978 nucleotides long. Its product is annotated as olfactory receptor 51I2-like. The record is from RefSeq and is a predicted model, not a curated record. Gene Ontology annotation, biological process: G protein-coupled receptor signaling pathway. The transcript has a single exon. Gene Ontology annotation, molecular function: olfactory receptor activity; G protein-coupled receptor activity. Gene Ontology annotation, cellular component: membrane. Lineage: Eukaryota; Metazoa; Chordata; Mammalia; Eulipotyphla; Soricidae. The coding region runs from base 1 to 978 and encodes 325 amino acids.
AUGAAAUAUCACUACAGCAUUUUCAAUGGUUCCUUUGAGUUCACACCUGCAGUUUUCACUCUUGUUGGCAUCCCAGGACUGGAGACAGAGUAUACCUGGAUAUCUGUCCCCUUCUGCCUGAUGUACAUUGUAAUCUUCCUGGGAAAUGGCAUUAUAAUUUAUGUUAUUCGUAAUGACUCUGCUUUGCACCAGCCCAUGUACUUUUUUCUGGCCAUGUUGGCCUUUGUUGAAAUUGGUGUUUCUACAUCUUCCAUUCCCACCGUGCUAGGAAUCUUUCUUUUUCACAUUAAUGAAAUCAGUUUUGGUGGUUGUCUACUUCAGAUGUUUUCCAUGCACUCUUUUACACUCAUGGAAUCAGGUGUUCUUCUGGCUAUGUCUAUAGACCGCUUUGUAGCCAUCUACAACCCUCUACGCUACACAACCAUCCUGAGAAUUUCUCGCAUCAUUGGUAUGUGCAUCUCCAUUGCUGUGAGGAGUGUGACACUUAUGUUCCCAAUGGUCAUUCUUCUAAAACGUCUGCCCUUUUGUGGCCACAACAACCUCAGACACUCUUACUGCCUCCAUUCAGAUCUGAUCAAGUUGCCCUGUGGAGAUACCCGACCUAACAGCAUUCUGGGUUUAUUUGUCAUUAUGUUCACAUUUGGAUUGGACAUAUUACUCAUUGUAGUUUCUUAUGUGAUGAUUCUUCGCACAGUAAUGAAAAUAGCUUCUGGGGCAGGACGAUGGAAGACACUCAACACAUGUGUAUCACACAUCUUUGCUGUGCUUGUAUACUAUGUGCCUCUUAUCAGUCUUUCCUUGGUGCAUCGCUUUGGGAGAAAUUCACCUCGGCUUCUACAGAUUUUGAUGGCUAAUGUCUAUCUCUUUUUCCCACCUGUGGUCAAUCCCAUUGUCUAUAGCAUAAAAACCAAGGAAAUUCGCAAUAGCAUUGUUCGAAUAAUGUGUCGAAAGAAAAUGAUGUCCAAUGAAGUGAGAUGA